Hevea brasiliensis (rubber tree) is the source of this 2018-nucleotide messenger RNA. RefSeq names its product poly [ADP-ribose] polymerase 2-A. The record is from RefSeq and is a predicted model, not a curated record. NCBI's taxonomy places the organism in Eukaryota, Viridiplantae, Streptophyta, Magnoliopsida, Malpighiales, Euphorbiaceae. Bases 29 to 1882 code for a protein of 617 amino acids. Gene Ontology annotation, molecular function: NAD+ poly-ADP-ribosyltransferase activity. The transcript has 18 exons.
UGCUCAUAAUCUUAGGCCUAUUUAAGUUAUGCCCUCCAAGUCAGUCCUACCAGUACUGAGUUCCACAUCCAAGAAAAUGGUAAUCAAGUUCAAAGCAGACAAGCUUGGAACAGAGCUUUCCAGGCGUGGUCCAAGAGCCACUGAAACCAAGCCCAAACCGGAAAGGCUGGAAUCAGCUCAUGGAAAGGAAAAACAUUCUGGUGUUUCAGUUGGCAAAAAGCGGCAAAGAAAAUCAAGAGCCGAUGAUUUGGAUGGAAUCAAGAAAGUCAAGGCCAUUGAGGAUCUUCGUGAACAAACAAUCCUUAGGGGCAUUUCGUCAAGCGGGUCAAAGCCAGAAAUAAUAGAUAGGCUUUGUGCUGCUGAGUCAGAAAUGGAGUCCAAGGACCUUGCAGAUUCACAUGAAGUUAAAGAAGAAAAUGAAGGAAAAGAAACAAGCAAAGAAGAAAAGCAACCCACCAAUAAGAAGGGCAGUGCAGUCCCGGACCAGUAUCUGCCAGAUCAUAUAAAGACACAUUACCAUGUUUUGGAACAAGGGGAAAAUAUUUACGAUGCCACGUUGAACCAGACAAAUGUUGGGGAUAAUAAUAACAAGUUCUACGUGAUUCAAGCUCUUGAAUCCAAUGAUGGAGGUCAAUUCAUGGUGUAUACUAGAUGGGGCAGAGUGGGAAUAAAAGGUCAAGACAAGUUGCAAGGCCCUUAUACAUCAAGCGAAAGUGCAGUACAGGAGUUUGAAGCAAAAUUCUUUUCAAAGACUAAGAAUCACUGGUCCAACAGGAAAGAAUUCAUUUGCCAUCCGAAGUGCUAUGUUUUACUGGAAAUGGACUAUAAGGCUGAGCAAGAAUCAGAUGAAAAGCCUACUAUUGUAAAGUCAUCCCAGCAAACAAGAGGAUUGAUAUUGAAAAAAGAGAAAGAUGAGAAGAUGAAGAUGAAAGAAUGUUGCCACUUGCUUGAACAAAUAAUUUGUUUGAUAAAGCAUAUAUACAUUAUACAUUGUUUUUUUUUUAAUUUUUUUUUUUUGAAUCAUGAUGCUCAUUGCAGGGAAUUUUAUACAAUAAUACCCCAUGACUUUGGUUUUAGAAAAAUGCGUGACUUUGUUAUUGAUACCCAUUACAAAUUGAAAUGCAAGCUGGAGAUGGUUGAAGCUUUGGGUGAAAUUGAAUUAGCUGCUUCAUUAUUCAAGGAUGACAUCUAUUCGCAGGAAGACCCACUUUAUUCCCAUUAUCAGUGCCUUCGUUGUGAAUUAGUACCACUGGAAGUCGGUUCGACAGAAUUCUCAAUGAUUGAAAAGUAUAUACAUAAUACUGCGGAUGAAACUCAUUAUAGAAUUGAUAUCGUUAACACAUUUAAGGCUUCCAGGGAAGGUGAGAAUGAACGGUUCGAGAAGUUCUCUCGUACCAAAAAUAGAAUGCUCUUAUGGCAUGGGUCUCGGCUGACAAACUGGACUGGAAUUUUAUCACAAGGUUUACGCAUUGCUCCUCCAGAAGCACCUUCAAGAGGUUACUGUUUUGGCAAGGGGAUAUAUUUUGCUGAUAUGUUUGCCAAAAGUGUGCCUUAUUGUGGUGCGGAUUGGGUAAAUUCCGAUGCUGUGCUGAUUUUAUGUGAGGUUGCACUGGGGAACAUAAACGAGAUUCAAAAUUUUGAACACAUUGCUGACCAGUUGCCGAAGGGAAAGCUAAGUGCAAAAGCAAUUGGCAGAACUGAACCAGACCCCUCAGAGUUUGAGGUUUUUGAAGAUGGUAUAAUUGUUCCACAAGGAAAGCCCAUAGAGCAAACAAGGCUCAAGGCCGUAUGUGGUAUGAAUGAGUACAUAAUAUUCAACAUAGAUCAGAUUCGAAUACGUUACGUCGUUCAUGUGAAGCUAUGCUACAAUGGGGUGAAAUGAAAUGCUGAAUGCCUCAAGAUAGAUCCUUAGCUGUUGAGGAUCACUUCAUCCUCUGUACUCAAAUAAUUGCCGAGAAAUAUUUAGAAAGCUAUAAAGGCAAACGGUUAUUGUAUAAUAUAUAGUUCUUCUUCCUAAA